This is a messenger RNA of Penicillium brasilianum, 1666 nucleotides long. Lineage: Eukaryota; Fungi; Ascomycota; Eurotiomycetes; Eurotiales; Aspergillaceae. The record is from the annotation of a GenBank genome assembly.
CGCGGUCCAGUACAUAAGCGGAUGGCCGAUGGCCCGUUAACUUUCCCGGCCCACUUCCUUACGCGCGGGGCUCCUCCUUCCAUCAGCAUGGAGCGUCUCAGGGAUCCUGCAGCACUCCCUUUCAAGUCCGCUUCAACUCUGGUCUCCCCCGGUUCCUUUCUCUUCAAUCCCAAAUCAACUCAUCCCACGGGGGUUCCCGCUUCUCGUCCACCUCAGCGUCGCAAUAUGGACAAAUCUCAGCAGCCUAGUUCCUUCCAGCAGCUGGAAAAGCUCGGAGAAGGCACUUAUGCCACUGUCUUCAAGGGGCGCAAUCGCCAGACGGGCGAGAUGGUGGCGCUGAAGGAGAUUCACCUGGACUCCGAGGAAGGCACUCCGUCGACCGCGAUCCGUGAAAUCUCACUGAUGAAGGAGCUCAAGCAUGAGAGCAUCGUCUCCCUCUACGACGUGAUCCACACUGAGAACAAGCUUAUGCUCGUCUUUGAGUUCAUGGACCGCGAUUUGAAGCGGUACAUGGAUACCCGCGGAGAUCGGGGUCAACUGGACCCAGCCACCAUCAAAUCAUUCAUGCACCAGCUGCUCAAGGGCAUUGCCUUCUGCCACGAGAACCGCGUGCUGCACCGUGAUCUCAAGCCUCAGAACCUCCUGAUCAACAAGAAGGGACAGCUCAAACUGGGUGAUUUCGGUCUGGCUCGCGCCUUCGGUAUCCCGGUGAACACCUUCUCCAACGAGGUCGUCACCCUGUGGUAUCGUGCCCCAGACGUCCUCCUCGGAUCCCGCACCUACAACACUAGCAUCGACAUCUGGUCUGCCGGCUGCAUCAUGGCCGAGAUGUACACGGGUCGCCCGCUGUUCCCGGGUACCGCCAACGAGGACCAACUGGUCAAGAUCUUCCGGUUGAUGGGAACACCCUCCGAGCGCUCCUGGCCCGGAAUCUCCCAGCUCCCCGAUUACAAGCCUACCUUCCACGUGUACGCUACUCAGGAUCUGGGCGUGCUCCUGCCCCAGAUUGAUCCUCUGGGUCUGGAUCUGCUGAACCGCAUGCUUCAGCUGCGUCCAGAGAUGCGUAUUAGCGCAAGCGAUGCCCUCCAGCACCCUUGGUUCCAUGAUCUACCCCAGGUCCAGGCUCAGUUACAACAGCAGCAACAGCAGCAGCAGAUGGCCGGCGGAUAUGGAGGCAUGGUCCCUCCUCAAUCAGCGUACUAGAUGAGAGUCUCCAGUGCCGGGAGCUGGUUAGCCGCGAUUGCUGAAAAUUGCGCAUAACGAGAUGACGAGCUCAAUUUAGACAAAUUUGGAGAAAUGGGAGGGUCCGGCGUUUUUGUUUUUCUCGAUGAUGGGUUGUGUUUUUUUAUCAUCAUUUUUUUUUUUUUUUGCAUUGUUCUCUUCUCGAAAUUCCAGCAUAUCCAUUUCAAGCUCUCUUUCCCUGGCUCGUUUCCUUGCGAUAGUGUUUGAGUUUCAUGUCAGUCUUACAUAUUUGGGUCAUGAUUUGCAAGAUAAUGGAGUGAGUCUGUUGCUGGUCCGCGUGCUGGUUUGUGGAAUUACUAUGCAUUAUCUUCGCCUUGACGGCAAAAAUAUCAAAAUCUUCUCGACGAGUAAUUGCAUUUUGAUGACCCAAGUAUUUCCAGGUGAAGAUCCUUUUCACGGUCAACCUGGUAGACUUCAUCUUCGG